Solenopsis invicta (red fire ant) is the source of this 2266-nucleotide messenger RNA. Its product is annotated as odorant receptor 49a. Gene Ontology annotation, biological process: detection of chemical stimulus involved in sensory perception of smell; sensory perception of smell. Gene Ontology annotation, molecular function: odorant binding; olfactory receptor activity. The record is from RefSeq and is a predicted model, not a curated record. The coding region runs from base 918 to 2168 and encodes 416 amino acids. Gene Ontology annotation, cellular component: plasma membrane. Lineage: Eukaryota; Metazoa; Arthropoda; Insecta; Hymenoptera; Formicidae. The transcript is spliced from 8 exons.
UUUCAAACAAAAGCAAAAAAUAAAAUUUUAAAAACAUGAAUGCAAACUAGAAAGUGUAUUCUAUCACAUAAUACUAUAUAGUAAUUUUCAUAAUACUACUUCGUACUUUGUAAUAAUUAAUGUUUUCGUCGCAUAAUCCAAAAGGGGCGUCUGAGAAAUUGGCUUCCAAAACAAAUAGAAUUCAAACAACAUUGUAGAAAAGAAGUCAAUUACAAAAUAAAUUAAUAAACUAAAUAAUAACAUAUAUGUUUAUGUAUUAAACAAAAGUUUAUAAAAUUUAAAAGCUAGACUAUGCAUUUAUUACAUUACCUUAAAUUUUGCUACAUAUUUUUAACAACGCAUUUACGUGAUUGUACACUAAACAAAACUGCACAUUUUCUUCACAUUAAUACUUUCAUAAUUAUAUAUAAAACUAAAUAUAAAAUUCUAUCUGACACAUUACUGCACGCAACAGAGAAAGUAAUGUGAUGUUCAACGUCUCCAACAACAAUGAGGAUGUUGCGCAUAAUAGCGCGUGCGCCAACGUAACUAAAAAGUGGGGAAUAUUAUUUCACCCUUUCCUAAGGAAAAAGUACAUCGAACGAAUACAGCGUGCAAUUUGGAUAAUUUAACUCCCUGCCGUUUUCUUCACUAUAAAAAAGUAAUUGCGAGCAAUCGAUGACCUUCUAUGUAGCUUGGUGGUACCAUUAACAUCGAUUACAAUAUUUUAUAAAACAAAAGUGCAAAACGUUUGCAAUUCUUAAAUUGUUGCUAUUAACAUUUAUUUCUUGACUAUCAAGCGUCACAAGUUAAAAAAAAAAUUGGCUAAUAAAUAACUUAUUACGGAAGAAAAUGCGCACAAAAUAAAAUUUGCUCUUUAAAAUCUACUUUUGUAGAUCCGUUUCUUAUUCGGUCUCGGUCAUUACAAGAGAAUAUACAUGUUCGACGAUCACUAUAAAUUUAACGAAACUCUUUUGAGGUUUCUUGGAUUAUGGCCUUUUGGAAGAAAUGAGUGUGAACGUUGUCGUGCAAUAUGCUUUUACAUAUUACUCAUUUCUCGCGUGGUUGCAGAGUUCGCGCAAUUUAUUAUAGCUGACUUCAGUAUAAAUGUCACUAUCAAAAUUUUAUUGGAUGCUCUUACGGCUUUUCUGUAUGCUGUAACCUUUAACAUGUUUUUCUUCAAUACUGAGAAACUAAAACAAAUGCUGGAAGAAGUUAAUAAUAAUUGGCGGAUGUUAUCAGAUUCGCAAGAAAUUAAAAUACUAUAUUAUUACAGUCAACAAGGAGAAAAAUUUAUAAUUAUAACAAUAUUGCUACAAGUAUUGGUACUAUUUAUAUUCUUUAUAACUGGACUAUUACCGGAUAUUUUCAAUUUUCUUCGGCCAUUAAACGAGUCACGUACACAUUAUUUACUAUUCAUGAAUGAGUACCGAAUAAAUGUCGGAAUCCAGUAUUAUUUAUUUUUUUUAUAUACUAUUAUUAGUGUUAUUAUUGGCACUUCGACAGCAAUAUUCAUCAUUUCGACAGUAUUAUAUAUUAACUUACACUGCUGCGCAAUGUUCAAAAUUUGCAGUUAUCGAAUGAAACACUGUGUCGACACAAAGAUAAUAGCGUGCUCUAAUAAGAGAAAUAUAAUCGUCGGAAGAAUAAUUAAAACAGUACAUAUCCAUCAAAAAGCAAAUAAACUUUUUAAAUUGGUUACGACAAGUUUUACGAUGUCUUUCCUUACUAUGUUAAUGAUAGGCACGUGUAGCUUUGCUAUGUGUUUAUAUAGAUUGAUGAACGCAAUAACACGCAUGCACGAUAUGGUUGAAAUUCUGAUAUCAGCAGCUUAUAUUAUAGGAUAUCAAUUUUGUUUUUUCACCGUAUCUUUUAUGGGGCAAUUAGUGAUAAACCAUUCUGAUGAGUUAUUUAACGCUAUAUACAUGUCGUUAUGGUAUGAAACAUUUAUAACAAUACAGAAAUCGUUAUUAUUUAUAAUGCAUAUUUGGUCAAAAAGAAUAAUAAUAAAUUUUGGCGGUGUAUGUGCUAUAUCAAUGGAAACCUUCACUUCGGUAAGACAACUUACGGGAAAAAAGCGAAGACGACGUCUUAUUAACAUCGUCAGCUUUAUUGCAUUAUUUAUUUCAGAUCACGAAUAUGUCAAUAUCCUUUAUGAUGAUGUUUUUGUCCAUACAGUAGUUUCAUGAUCUAGUGCAGGAAGAGUAACUGCUUGUAGCAAUAUACAUAUGAUAAAACCUUGUACAGUAAAUAAAAUAGAGAAGCAAAAUAUAAUUCGAUUAAAUAA